GAAAAUCUCCCGCUCCUGUCCAUAUAUAUUUCACUAGAGAGAGAGCCGUUUGUAGAGAGAGAAACCAAACACGCCGAAGAAGAAGCCAUUUGCAUUUGCAGAGAGAAGAAGAAAAUGGCCACCAACAUUGGAAUCAUGGAUGCUGCUUACUUCGUCGGCAGAUCUGAGAUCCUUGCUUGGAUCAAUUCAACUCUCCAACUCAAUCUCUCCAAAGUCGAAGAGGCUUGUUCCGGUGCGGUUCACUGUCAGCUUCUGGAUGUUGUUCAUCCCGGGAUCGUGCCUAUGCACAAGGUCAAUUUCGAUGCUAAGAACGAGUACGAUAUGAUUCAGAAUUACAAGGUGCUUCAAGAUGUCUUCAACAAACUCAAAAUCACUAAGCACAUCGAGGUCAGCAAGCUAGUGAAAGGAAGGCCUCUGGAUAACCUGGAGUUCAUGCAAUGGAUGAAGAGAUACUGCGAUUCUGUCAAUUCUGGACUUCAGCACAAUUAUAAUCCUAGGGAAAGGAGAGAGGUAUGCAAGGGAGGUAAAGAGGCAACCAGAAAAUCUGCGCACUCCCAAUCGUCGAACAAGGGUUCUACUGCACAGAGGCCUCCGUCUUCCCACAAUUCUCGAAGAAAUGAGGCAUCUGCUGCUGCAAACCAUGCAACUCAGGCUGCAAAGGUUGCUAAACCUUCUUCUGCUGCGGCCCCUGCUUAUGAUGAACAGAUAACGGAGCUGAAGCUAUCCAUUGAUAGCCUUGAGAAAGAACGGGAUUUCUACUUUGCAAAACUGAGAGACAUUGAGAUCCUGUGCCAGAUUCCUGAGAUAGAGAAUUCACCAGUUGUUGCGGCUAUGCAGAAGAUAUUGUAUGCUACUGAUGAUGAUGGAACAGCUGUGGCUGAAGCUCAAGCCAUGCUUUCUGCUGCUCAUGAAGAAGUCGAGCGGUUGAGCCCCAUUGCUGAGGUUUCCGAGGAGAAGAGCAGUUCAGAAACUCACAAGAGAAAGAGCAUUUCCAAUCUUGAAUUUGAUGCUGCUGGCGUCAAGAAUUUGUCUCCCAGACAAAGGCUUUCUGAUGUCUCAGAUGUUCAUUGUAGCGAGUCACCUCUUAUGACUUGUUAAAGAGGGGAAGGGAAACUAUAGUUUUGUGUUUCAAUGGAUAUGAAUUUCUAUCAUGAUUAGUGGGUUCCAGGGACUAUUCAGCCAUGAAUAUGGUAUUUGAACCCGGAAAAAUAUAGUCAGACUUAAGAUUUCUUGCCUUAUAAGAAGAAUAUGUAGUUGUCUGAACAAUUAUUUGUUUAAAAUACAACUAAGUAAUUUCCAGCAUUAUUUAAUUUUUCAGCACUUCUUGUUAUUUA
Lotus japonicus is the source of this 1334-nucleotide messenger RNA. RefSeq names its product microtubule-associated protein RP/EB family member 1C. The record is from RefSeq and is a predicted model, not a curated record. Bases 115 to 1098 code for a protein of 327 amino acids. Gene Ontology annotation, molecular function: microtubule plus-end binding. Gene Ontology annotation, biological process: thigmotropism; spindle assembly; regulation of microtubule polymerization or depolymerization. The transcript is spliced from 6 exons. NCBI's taxonomy places the organism in Eukaryota, Viridiplantae, Streptophyta, Magnoliopsida, Fabales, Fabaceae. Gene Ontology annotation, cellular component: spindle midzone; microtubule organizing center; cytoplasmic microtubule.